This is a messenger RNA of Pelmatolapia mariae (spotted tilapia), 1773 nucleotides long. Its product is annotated as multidrug and toxin extrusion protein 1-like. The transcript has 17 exons. NCBI's taxonomy places the organism in Eukaryota, Metazoa, Chordata, Actinopteri, Cichliformes, Cichlidae. Gene Ontology annotation, molecular function: antiporter activity; xenobiotic transmembrane transporter activity. Gene Ontology annotation, cellular component: membrane. Gene Ontology annotation, biological process: xenobiotic detoxification by transmembrane export across the plasma membrane. Bases 10 to 1773 code for a protein of 587 amino acids. The record is from RefSeq and is a predicted model, not a curated record.
GCUGCAGACAUGGAGAGGUCCAGCGGCAAACUUUUUUGUUGUAGACGGGUGUGCCACAGGGUUCCUGUGGCCCACAGAGAGGAACUGUACCACAUCCUGAAGAUGACAGGGCCUCUGCUGCUCUCUCGAAUCCUCAAUUACAUGCUUCCGUUUGUGGUUACAAUGUUCUGUGGCCGUCUGGGAAAUGACGUGAUGGCUGGCUAUGGAUUAGCUUCUGCUACAAUUAAUGUUACCACUGCAGCAACAGGAUAUGGUUUGGGACUGGCAUGUGAUACUUUGGUGUCUCAGACUUUUGGUGCUAAAAAUCUACUCCGGGUGGGCGUGAUCCUUCAGCGGGGCAUAAUCAUCCUCUUGUUGUUCUGUCUGCCUUGCUGGGGUCUCCUCAUUAAUGCUCAGGCCAUCCUAUUAUGUGUGGGCCAGGACCCUGAGGUGGCCAGAAUAGCCCAGCUGUAUAUUACUGCCUUCCUGCCUGCUGUACCAGCAAUGUUUCUACAUCAUCUUCAGGUGUCUUACCUGCAGAACCAGGGAAUAAUACUGCCACAAAUGUAUAGUGCUGCUCUGGCAAACAUUGCAAAUGUGGUGACAAACUAUAUUUUUAUUCACUGGCUGGAUCUGGGUGUUAGUGGCUCUGCAGCUGCAAAUACUCUGUCUCAGAUUUACAUCUGUACUUUUCUGUUUGCUUACAUUUGGUGGAAGAGGCUUCAUGUAACAACAUGGGGAGGCUGGUCUGUAGAAUCACUGCAGGACUGGGGCUCCUACAUGAAGCUGGCUAUUCCCAGUACAUUAAUGAAAUGCUUUGAGUGGUGGGUUUAUGAGUUUGGGGGAUUCUUUGCAGGAAUGCUGAGCGAAAAUGAGCUGGCAGCCCAGCACGCUGUCAUGAUGGUGGCUGUCAUAACAUAUAUGUUCCCUCUUGGUAUUCAAGCUGCAGCAUGUGCCCGGGUGGGUAAUGCUCUUGGUGCAGGAGACACCGGCAGAGCACUCCUAACUAGCAAGAUGUCCCUGACUCUUGCAGGUAGCAUUGCAGUUGUAGAAGGCCUUGUCCUUGGCUCCGUCAAAACAGUGAUUGGCUUCAUCUUCACGUCAGAUGAGAAGAUCAUAGGUCUGGUCUCACAGCUGAUGAAUGCUUACUGUUUCCUUCAGUUCUUUGAUGGUCUCGUGUGUGUGUGCACGGGCAUUUUCUUAGGCACAGGGAAACAGAAGAUUCCAGCUGUGGCUAAUUUCAUUGGAUACUACUGCAUAGGGCUUUCUCUAAGUAUCACGUUGACAUUCGUUGCAAAACUAAGAGUGUUGGGUUUCUGGCUUGGACUGCUUGUUUGUGUCAUUUUACAAUCUACCUUCUACAUUAUUGUCAUCUUUAAGCUGAACUGGGAGCAAAUCACUGAGGAGGCUGUGAAACGGGCUCAGAAAAAUCCUUCGUUAUUAGGAAGAGCUCCCGUGACAGGCACUGUGGAUAACAGCACCCAAGAUCAAACAUCAAGUAAUCUGAUGGAUGGCUAUAUGUCUGUGAGCACUGAGUGCCAAGAUAGGGGCACUGUGGUGCAGGAUCGAGAUGUGACACAGAAGCUGAAGGGCAGCCGCCUCUCCAUCACCCAACUGAUCCUCAGGCGAGGCCUCAUUAUGUUUGCUGCAGUUGCACUUCUUGCCGUGGGAGCAGGUGUUCACUUCCUUGUGCCUUUGCCCGAGACCAACUCUACUGUUGACUCGAUCAACACUACAUAUACUCCUGAUCAAAUUUUCUCCACCAUGUUGGUGCCAGAUGAAGAGUCAGAAUGA